UCUGAAAAUUAUCAGCUUGUAUCUAGCACAUUGUUCAUCAACGUCACGAAAAUGUCUACCGACAAAACGUGCUUAGUACGCCGGGAUGAGUGGGGUAGCGUCGCGUGCUCCAGCUGUGUUCCAUUCAAAAAUAUCGGGACGGUCAAUAACGUAUCCAUACACUUCAUAGACAGUUGUGAAUCCUUAGAAACGUGCACUGCGCUUAUGAGAGUGUACCAACGCCAAUAUCUAAACACCACCAACAACUUCCUGUACAACUUUGUCAUCGGAGGGGACUGCCGCAUCUAUGAAGGACUCGGCUGGUACAUAAGGAAAUGUAAAAAUAAAAAUUUAUGCGACUUUGAUUCUUGGAAUAUUGUUGGUAUUGGAACGAAGGCCGUGGCUAUGCGCCAACAAAGGCACAAUCAGGGCGAAGAUAACCAAGUUAUAGAGACGCCCCACUCUCCAGGGAGAAACUGGGAUGAUUGGAUCCUGGCUGUGCUACAGUUCUCAGGGUUAGACGUGACUUUCGGCUCUCAGUUAACUCAGGCUUUCAUCAGAUUCUGUACAACUCCUCUGUGCUGA
Homalodisca vitripennis (glassy-winged sharpshooter) is the source of this 564-nucleotide messenger RNA. RefSeq lists its product as uncharacterized. Gene Ontology annotation, biological process: peptidoglycan catabolic process. The transcript has 3 exons. NCBI's taxonomy places the organism in Eukaryota, Metazoa, Arthropoda, Insecta, Hemiptera, Cicadellidae. Gene Ontology annotation, molecular function: N-acetylmuramoyl-L-alanine amidase activity. The record is from RefSeq and is a predicted model, not a curated record. The coding region runs from base 52 to 564 and encodes 170 amino acids.